AUGGGCUUCACAAUUGCGAAGCCUGCUUCCCCCGCAAUUGCGACUAAUAUAGCAAACUCUCCUCAUUUGGAUGCUAAGUUGUCUGACAUAUGCGUUGGCACCUCGGCUGCUCCAACUUUUUUUCCUCAAUUUUAUUUUGAGAAUGAUGAUGGUAAAGGAAAUCAGUAUAAAUUCAAUCUUAUUGAUGGUGCUGUUCUUGCUGUCAAUCCGGCCUUAAUUGCCCUAAGCACAGUAGCCAACAGUGCGGAGGCGGAUCCAUCAUUUGCCUCUAUCAAGCCAUUGGACUUCAAACAAAUUCUGCUGCUCUCAUUAGGGACUGGCACUACUGCAGAUUUUGCUGGGACAUACACAGCACAGGAGGCAGCUAAUUGGGGUCUUGUUUCCUGGCUAUUCAAUAAUAAUUCGAGUCCUCUUGGUGAAAUGCAAUCUGAAGCAAGUGCUAUCAUGAAUGCUUAUUACAUCGCCACCAUCUAUCGAGCCCUUGGUGCUGAAACGAAUUACCUCAGGAUUGAAGAAAAUGCAUUAAUAGGCACAACUAUCCAAUCAGAUGAUGCUUCAGAAGAUAAUAUGAAGUUACUGGUACAAGUUGGUGAAAACUUGUUGAAGAAACAAGCUUCCAAUGGGAAUUCUGAAACCAAUGAGGAAGCUCUAAAGAGGUUUGCAAAACUGCUCUCAGAAAGGAAGAAACUCCGAGCAAACAAAGCCUCUCAAUAA
Messenger RNA from Nicotiana attenuata, 714 nucleotides. RefSeq names its product probable inactive patatin-3-Kuras 1. Lineage: Eukaryota; Viridiplantae; Streptophyta; Magnoliopsida; Solanales; Solanaceae. Bases 1 to 714 code for a protein of 237 amino acids. The transcript is spliced from 5 exons. The record is from RefSeq and is a predicted model, not a curated record. Gene Ontology annotation, molecular function: monoacylglycerol lipase activity; glycerophospholipase activity. Gene Ontology annotation, biological process: lipid metabolic process.